This is a messenger RNA of Colletotrichum tamarilloi, 402 nucleotides long. RefSeq lists its product as uncharacterized. The annotation marks the transcript as partial. Lineage: Eukaryota; Fungi; Ascomycota; Sordariomycetes; Glomerellales; Glomerellaceae. The record is from RefSeq and is a predicted model, not a curated record. The transcript is spliced from 2 exons.
GGCCCGUUUUUUUCCCUCACAACAUCUGGUACAUCUAUCCAUACCAAUUAUCCCUAUGAUUUCUACUACGGUGCAUCCAUACAAACCAACAUUGCCACCAUUUCUUUGAUGGAUUCUGACGAUGCCUCUUCUACGGGCUCGGCGAAGUCGUGUAUCUUUGGAUUACUAUCCGAGGAUAUUACUGCUGCCUGUACGACCGACUAUACGCCGGAACGAUGUGAUAAUGCCACCGUCCGGCCCGACCUCUUCUUUGACUUCGUGCCGGCCGAGCUCGUGGGCCGGUGGGUUAAGUGGACAAACGCGGGGCCGCCCUCCGCUCCGCGAGGCUCGGGCCAGCACAAAGACGUUCUCGCAGUCUUCUGUGGAAGCCAACGACUUCAGACGAACUCUACCUCUUCUUAG